UAUACUCCCCGCCCUCUAUUAUCAUUUCCUUCUCCCCAAUCCUUCCAUUUCUCUUCUAUUUUCAACUCCAAUUAUGAGAGAGAUCUUGCACAUUCAAGGAGGCCAAUGCGGCAACCAAAUCGGCUCCAAGUUUUGGGAGGUCAUUUGUGAGGAGCAUGGAGUCGACCCCACCGGCAGAUACAAAGGAGACGGAGAUUCUGAUCUUCAACUGGAGCGUAUUAAUGUCUACUACAAUGAGGCUUCAGGUGGUAGGUACGUGCCCAGGGCCGUUCUCAUGGAUCUUGAACCUGGUACCAUGGACAGUAUCAGAUCCGGCCCCUAUGGCCAGAUCUUCCGUCCCGAUAACUUUGUCUUCGGACAGUCUGGUGCCGGUAAUAAUUGGGCCAAAGGUCACUACACUGAGGGAGCGGAAUUGAUCGAUGCUGUUCUCGAUGUUGUUCGCAAGGAGGCUGAGAAUUGUGACUGUUUGCAAGGUUUUCAGGUAUGUCACUCGCUUGGAGGAGGUACAGGUUCUGGCAUGGGAACUCUUCUGAUAUCUAAGAUUAGAGAGGAAUAUCCAGAUAGGAUGAUGAUGACGUUCUCUGUUUUCCCUUCACCUAAAGUCUCUGACACAGUCGUUGAGCCCUACAAUGCAACCCUCUCUGUGCACCAAUUGGUAGAGAAUGCUGAUGAAUGCAUGGUCCUUGACAAUGAAGCACUUUAUGAUAUUUGCUUCCGGACUCUGAAGCUUAGCACACCAAGCUUUGGGGACUUGAAUCACUUAAUCUCUGCAACUAUGAGUGGUGUAACUUGCUGCUUGAGGUUCCCUGGGCAGCUGAACUCCGAUCUCCGGAAGCUGGCUGUAAACCUGAUCCCAUUCCCACGUCUUCAUUUCUUCAUGGUGGGUUUUGCACCACUGACUUCACGUGGGUCCCAGCAAUACAUCUCCCUAACUGUCCCAGAGCUUACACAGCAAAUGUGGGAUUCUAAGAACAUGAUGUGUGCUGCUGAUCCCCGUCAUGGUCGGUACCUGACAGCCUCAGCCAUGUUUAGGGGUAAGAUGAGCACCAAAGAGGUGGAUGAGCAGAUGAUCAAUGUGCAGAACAAGAAUUCAUCCUACUUUGUGGAGUGGAUUCCCAACAAUGUGAAGUCUAGUGUGUGUGAUAUUCCACCUAGGGGUCUGAAGAUGGCAUCUACUUUUGUGGGUAACUCCACAUCCAUCCAAGAGAUGUUCAGAAGGGUUAGUGAGCAAUUUACUGCCAUGUUCCGCCGCAAGGCCUUCUUGCAUUGGUAUACCGGGGAAGGGAUGGAUGAGAUGGAGUUUACAGAGGCAGAGAGCAAUAUGAAUGACUUGGUGGCAGAGUAUCAGCAAUACCAGGAUGCUACUGCUGAUGAUGAGGAAGAGUAUGAGGAGGGCAUUGAGGAACAGGAUGAGAUGUAAGAAGUGUAACAAGGGCUAUCUACUAGUGCGUAUCUCAGAGCUUCAAUUGUUGAUUUUGAACUUGUGUGUUUGUUUAAGAAGAUGAUAUUGAGAUAUUGGUUGUUGUUCUAUUAAGGAUUUGAAUUAAAAAUUUGUAUUUGUUAGUUUGAUGUUA
Molecule: messenger RNA, 1574 nt
Organism: Pistacia vera
Lineage: Eukaryota; Viridiplantae; Streptophyta; Magnoliopsida; Sapindales; Anacardiaceae
Product: tubulin beta chain-like
Exons: 3
Coding region: 74-1420 (448 amino acids)
Biological process (GO): mitotic cell cycle; microtubule cytoskeleton organization
Cellular component (GO): microtubule; cytoplasm
Molecular function (GO): GTP binding; GTPase activity; structural constituent of cytoskeleton
Source: RefSeq, a predicted model, not a curated record